CGGGACGUUCUAGAACAUAGACUAGCUAUGCCUGCACACGGCAACACCAGUAUUAAGGCAGAUUCCAGAUACGCACCUGCGCCUGCGUUACUUGCAAUCUUGGAGCAUCCUACAGUAGCAGUUCUUAAAGCUCGAUGCAGGGUGCCGUUGCUGGAACCUUAGGGUUUUGCUUCAGCCAAUCAAACCACAGAUGUCUCUUUUCUUUUAGUGGCUGGGCACCGCUCACCAAGACGUUCGAUCACGAGGAAGCAAUCCCACUCGACAAAUGCUACCUAUACUAUAGUAGACAUGAUAAACACGCCGUGACACUGAAAAAUCCUACCCGCCGCCAUGGAUAAUAUUGAUGAUGACCUUGAUCUCUGCUACCACCGCGAUUUGAAAACUGAUGUCUACUACCGCUGCCCAUCCUCGGAGGUAACAAGUCCUCCUGUUGUGUAUGCAGAUUUUGAAAAGAACACAGCCAGCCUGAUCCCUGUGGAUAUCGUUACCGAGUUCGUCUUCAACAAAGCCUCCACAAUAACAAUAGCCGUGACGCAGCAGCCGAACCUCAACGCUCUGUUCGAGCCAGCCGACUACCCCCGAAGAAUCACUAUCGAGCAUGCUCUUUGCUAUGGAAUUGAUGGCAAGGAGAGGCUCAAACUCCAGAGAGCCAUUGCGCGCGGCUUUAUUGAGGCCAUCCAGGCAAUUGAUGGAUUCAAAUAUACCGAGCUUCAGGCUUGGAGCAAAGAUGGAAGCGACGGUGCCAGGUUCAAAUACGUUUGCCUGGACAGUCUGCAAAAUCGCAACCGAAAGAGCAAAACGAAGAGAAAGAACAGCUCAAAAGACGCCGAUGGCGGCAACGCUCAGAAUAUAUCGAAAAGAUCUGAGCUAUCAACAUAUGAUUGUGGUGGUGCGAUAUAUGCAAGAUUUUCCACAAAGCGCGAGGCUGUCAACGCUUUAUCAAGCAACAGCACUACCUCCACCGGCACGUCAAAUGGCACCAAGCCAAAGAAAUGGAAGAAAAGCCAGAAUGAUCAUCACGUGGAGGCCCACUCUGCGUUCCAGGACCAGGAACUUGACAUGUCCACGUCUCCUGAGGCCUCUAAAGCUGGUUCGAAAAAGAAGCGCAAGAAAAAUGCGGUACAAUUAGAAGGAAGUGGAUCUGCAACGAAAAAUAAUCUGAAAACAAAGCAAGCGAAAUCACCCUCAAAAGCGUGCCAAGAGGCUCCGGCACGGGACCCAACCCCAGAGCCUGUACAGCCUGUCAAGGACAUAUGUCUGCAUUGCUGCAAAAAGAGGAUCAAGUGCAAUGAAGCUAAGCCUAACUGUGACCAGUGCCUGAGGGUGUUAUGGACGUGUCAAUAUAGGCACCUGGUCCAACGAAGCGCUCGAAGAACGGAUGUUUGAACUGCCGUUCACGAAAACGCAAAUGCACAGAAGAAAGGCCGUCGUGUGCCUAUUGCCUCAAGGUCGACGAUGAUUGCAUGCACGGCGAAUAC
Paraphaeosphaeria sporulosa is the source of this 1478-nucleotide messenger RNA. RefSeq lists its product as uncharacterized. The transcript has 5 exons. Gene Ontology annotation, molecular function: zinc ion binding; DNA-binding transcription factor activity, RNA polymerase II-specific. Lineage: Eukaryota; Fungi; Ascomycota; Dothideomycetes; Pleosporales; Didymosphaeriaceae. Gene Ontology annotation, biological process: regulation of DNA-templated transcription. The coding region runs from base 331 to 1386 and encodes 351 amino acids. The record is from RefSeq and is a predicted model, not a curated record.